This is a messenger RNA of Spirodela intermedia, 5263 nucleotides long. Lineage: Eukaryota; Viridiplantae; Streptophyta; Magnoliopsida; Alismatales; Araceae. The record is from the annotation of a GenBank genome assembly.
AUGGCUUCUCGCAGGGUCCUCUCCUCCCUGCUAAGGUCUGCCCGCCGCUCCCCGACGCCGUCGAGGUCGCCAUUUCCAGGUUCGAGGUCGCCAUUGGGGGCGCCGCGCCCCUCUCCUGCGGGCUAUCUCCUCUCCCGGGCCCUUGAGUAUGCGACGGCAGCGGCGGCGCCGUCCCCGUCGCCGCCUGCCGGGAAGGCUGCCAAUGUCACCGGGGGGAAGAUAACCGACGAGUUCACGGGGGCUGGCGCGAUCGGGCGCGUCUGCCAGGUCAUCGGGGCUGUUGUGGACGUCCGGUUCGAUGAGGGGGGCCUCCCACCGAUCCUCACUGCACUUGAGGUGCUUGACAACUCAAUCCGGUUGGUGCUGGAGGUGGCACAGCACCUGGGAGAGAACAUGGUGAGGACGAUCGCCAUGGACGGGACCGAGGGGCUGGUCCGCGGGCAGAGAGUGUUAAAUACUGGUUCUCCCAUAACCGUAAGUGUUUCCUCUGUUUUCCACAAAUGACAGUCUUGCCUGGGUCAUAUUUUUGUGUUGGGAGAUCGAUGCAUUGGAUAUUGCAGACUUUGAGUACCGCUCAUCUUGCAAAUGAAGAUGACGCUUAGGGCCAGAUUAAUCUUCUAAUGCAGUUUUAUCCGAUAUCUUCUUUUUUGACUUGGUGAGGGUCGUUUGAGAGUGUCGCUUUUCUCUGUUUUUUUUGUUAUCUUCUGGUUUUGAAAUGUCUUCUGUUCAGAUUAUUGAUGAGGUGCACUAAUUUUUUGUUUGCCAUUUCAGAUUAUUGGAAAUAUUUUUUUCGCAUUUUGAAUAUCUAUUUUGAUUGAGCCUUGCAAAAUGCUUGAUUUUUAUUAUCUUGGUUUUCAGGUGUUUUGAAAUGGCAUUAGUAUCAUUAUUAUCAGGCACUUAAUUUCAUUCUAUAUUGUACACUGAGGUGCAAAUGUGUGUAUUAUAUCUAGGCGUUGAGCUGUUUUUUAGUCCGUCUGUUAAUUUACUUGAUUUUUAAUACUUCAUCGCCAGGUGCCUGUUGGUAGGGCUACUCUUGGGCGUAUCAUGAAUGUUAUUGGUGAGCCUAUUGAUGAGAAGGGUGAUAUAAGUAAGUUAACUGAAACAAAAAAGAGUUACAAUUAAUAGGAGAAAUGAAAUCGCUUCCUUCCUACCUUUUUCUAACUUGCAUUGCGUUUUAAUUGUUUCAGAAACCGAUCACUUCCUUCCCAUCCAUCGUGAAGCUCCUGCUUUUGUUGAACAGGCGACUGAACAACAGAUUCUUGUUACUGGAAUCAAGGUUUGCGUGUCGCAGAUUAUUGGGAGAUAAAAAGUAGAUUGGACUGUACAUGGUCCUCGUUGUGAUUAUAGUCAUGAUAUAAUAGAAAAUUCGCAACGCUUUUUUGUUUUUCUGCAUGCUGAAGGUUGUGGAUCUCCUUGCACCCUACCAGAGAGGUGGAAAGAUUGGACUUUUUGGUGGAGCUGGUGUGGGGAAGACUGUGCUUAUUAUGGAACUGAUCAACAAUGUUGCAAAGGCUCAUGGUUGUUGACUAUGCUUUGUUGGCUUCCUUUUGUUUUCCACUGGAUUAUGCAUUCCACAACUUUUGCUUGAUCAGGUGGUUUCUCUGUCUUUGCUGGUGUUGGGGAGCGCACCAGAGAGGGUAACGACUUGUACAGGGAAAUGAUUGAAAGUGGUGUCAUAAAGCUUGGUGAAAAGCAGGUUUAUUCAAUAACGUUUUCACACUGUCCUAAUUUGAUGCUUCUUUUUUUUUUUAAAGACUUUCUCAUAGUCAAAUGUUGUCUUUUUUUCCCAGAGUGAGAGCAAAUGCGCCCUUGUUUAUGGGCAGAUGAAUGAGCCCCCGGGUGCACGUGCCCGUGUUGGAUUAACUGGCUUAACUGUGGCAGAGCACUUCCGAGAUGCUGAAGGGCAGGAUGUCCUUCUUUUCAUUGAUAACAUCUUCCGUUUCACCCAGGUUAGUCGGCAAGAAUAGAACUCUCACCUAACGAAUUUUCCGAAUUUUAAUAUCCUGUCAAAUUUGGCGUCUUUCCUGAUCCACAUCUCAGGCAAACUCAGAAGUGUCUGCUUUGCUUGGUCGUAUUCCAUCUGCUGUUGGGUACCAACCUACUUUGGCCACUGAUCUUGGAGGACUUCAAGAGCGGAUCACAACAACAAAGAAGGGUUCCAUCACAUCUGUCCAAGCUAUUUAUGUGCCUGCUGAUGAUUUGACUGAUCCUGCUCCUGCAACAACCUUUGCCCAUCUUGAUGCCACAACCGUGCUCUCACGACAGGUCUGAUUCUUGUCCCUUUUCUUUCAUGGAGGACAGGUGAAGAAGAAGCAACACUUUUGGUACCAUUUCGUAUGAACUGUUCUUUUUUCUUUAUAGAUCUCGGAGCUUGGUAUCUAUCCCGCUGUUGACCCUCUUGACUCUACAUCUCGAAUGCUUUCUCCCCACAUUUUGGGACAAGAUCACUAUAAUACUGCACGUGGUGUUCAGAAAGUUCUUCAGAACUACAAAAAUCUUCAGGAUAUUAUUGCAAUUCUAGGCAUGGACGAGCUCAGUGAAGAUGACAAGUUGACUGUGGCUCGUGCCCGCAAGAUUCAACGAUUCCUUAGCCAGCCUUUCCAUGUGGCAGAAGUAUUCACGGGUGCACCUGGAAAAUAUGUCGAAUUGAAAGAGAGUGUUAAUAGCUUUCAGGUGAUAAUUCUGAGAUUUUCUCAACACGAUUGUCUUUGCUUUUGUUUUGUUUUGUUGGAAAUGAGUGAGUAUCGUCUGUCAUCUCCACCUUUUAUCUCUCCAUUUCCCACUUUACUUUUCUCCUCUGUUUAUUGAGUCUCUUCUUGAGCAAUGCAUACACACGUGUGCCAUUCACUUGUCUGCAAAUCCAUCAUUGAUGUUUUUAGAUCCGGAUCCACUGAUGGAUGUGUGCUAAUGGAUAUAUGCACAUUCAAAUUUUUUAACAACCUCCUGCGGUUUUUGAUCUUGUUGUUGGUUAUUCCUAACUUUUGCAUUUGUGCUAAUGAACAUUCAUUAAAACCUCUUGCGGUUUUAUUGAACUUAGCAGGUUUUUAGAACCUGCCACAGUUUGAAAGAAGCGUCUCUAAGACUCAGUUCAAUAAAAGACAAAAUGAAACAUGAAAGAGAUAUAAUUUCUGAUGUUCAUGGGCUGAUUCCAUGACACUAUUGUAUGUGGAAUUCUAUGGGCCCUCCUGUUCUUUUCCCCUCUUCUUCCCAUCAAAAUCUUUAGCUGAGAUUUGGCAAUUUAAUUCUUCAUGCUUGAAAACUCAUUUUUCCUACUGGUAUAUGAUUUAACAAUGUAAGAAAUGGAUUCUUGAAGAAACUUUCCAUCAAGAAAGGUAAGGGUUCCCGCAGGACCCACUCUUAGUUUGAACUUUAGUUACUAAAUUUCAUAUUCUAAUAUUUCUCCAUCGCUCUCUUGUGGUUCACAUCAAUUUUCUCCUAUAUCCUUGCAUUUCAUGAUGUGUUAUUUUAUUUUCUCUUUCCUCUUAUUUUAUAGUUUAGGGAUUGCCAUCGUAUAUCACACAAAUAGAUAUGGGAUCUAUGUGAGCCCUUUAUUUUUUAUUUCCACGUGAAAAAAAAUACUAGUAAUAUUCUUAUCUUGUAGUUUAAUUGUAUAGAUAAAUCUACCCUCCUUUCAUUUUUCAUGGCAUAAGAAAAGCAAAGCCAAUUGCUUUCAUUGUUUAGCUGUCGAAGCUAGGUUCCUAACCCUAACGAAGCUCCACAGUGAUCUUCAUGAAGAGGCCAAAUUAAUCAAUAGGGCAUCUAUAAUGUCUUACUUGAACCGUGUGCUGGUGAAGCUAUGCAGCAUUUGAGUUUUGAUACCCUGUGGAAGUUGUCUUUCCCGUAAUGCUAAUUUUCAGUGAAGGUCUGAGUUGGACUUAUCAACCGAUCAUUCAUGGGCUAUGAGCCUUAUACCGAAUUGGUCCCUAUAGUUCUGAUCUGAUUUUACUGGUCUCUGGUCUGCUAUGAGGUGGGGCUAACAAUAUAACUGAUUGAGGUAACAUUGGGCUGGAAUGGGCCUAUUAGAGGUUCUGGAAUUCCAGUUCCUAGGGAAGAACUACGUUCUCAUUUGAGUGAUAUUUAUUUUUUGAUGAAGGUAGGACCUUCAUUGAAUUCAAACACUAUAUUCAUACCAUGGAAUCAGUUGGUUCUUAGUCCUCUAUUGUUUACCUGUCUAAUGAGCUCAAAUCUGAUUUGAUUUGUGUAAUUUUCGACUGAGCCAAAAAAUAUGUUGGGUAAAGACCAGUGUUUGGUUCCUCAGAUCCCUUUCUGUGAUGCCGAGCUCCAUCUCCAGUUACUCGCUUGAUUAUGGACAUAGUUAUCCUUCCUAGUAUACGGUAAACUAUAUUUACUUCAGUUCUAUAAAUCUCAGUAAAAUUAUUCAUUUGGUCUCUCCUUUUCAUAUGUAAUAUAAAUGACUUUGUUCACGGAUUUCUGUUUUAAGGUUGUCUCACUUCUAACAAUGCUCGCAGUAACUAUCUUUUCUGUCUUUCUGCCACUUUUUGUUUCAUACUAUUUAACGCUGCUUUUAGAAGUAUUGAACUCCAAGUUUUCAUUAAGUGAGUAAAAAUGGAACUCGUAUGGAAUUCACCACGGGACCUUAAGCUAUGAAGUUCCCUUCCGGCUGGACACCUCUAUCAACAUGCAUUCUCAUUUCCUCCCAUCGGUCACAUUUUGACCAUGGUCAAAGGGGAGCUUUGGGGAACUUAGUUGAUGCUUGCCGGCAUUACUUUCUGUCUGCUGAAUGAAGACUGUCGGAAACUGGGGUGAAUCGUAGUCUCAUUCUUGAUGGGCAUGAUUUCACUCAUACCUUUUAUUCUCACCGGAACAAAUCUCAUAGGAAUCUUGUUACCAAUGUCAUGAAUUUGAUAUUCUAUCUAGAAAAAUAACGAUUAGCGUCUGUGAAAUCCUUCUAUAAUCAGAUCUCACGUAAAACCCACAAUUAUAUAUUUUUUUUCCAAAAAUGGGCACCACAGGUUCCAAGCACAAAUCAGAUUUACAAGUUUUUCAAGCUUCUCCGUGGGAUCCUUCUCUUCCUUCAGUAUCAUGUUGAUUCAGGGUUCAUAGGAUCAAUGUCUAGUUGUGAGCUCCUUUUCUUCUUGGUCUGUAAAUGUGGUAAUCAAGACUGACGAUCCCCAUGUGCUCUUCGCAGGGUGUUUUGGAUGGCAAGUAUGACGACCUCCCCGAGCAGUCAUUUUACAUGGUUGGAGGGAUUGAGGAAGUCAUCGCCAAGGCCGACAAGAUCGCCAAGGAGUCGGCGGCUUGA